AUGUUGCUUCACUUGGGCGGCGACGAUGUUUUUGAAAUAAGUGAAAGCCAUACUCUAGCAGAAGACACGUAUGCACAGACAAAAGAAAAACUGUCAGCUUAUUUUACUCCAAAGAGGAACAUUGAAUACGAAAUAUUUAUGUUUAGACAAGCAACACAACAUCCCACUGAAGUGCUGGACAAAUACCAUGCUAGAUUGUGCCAGCUGGCAAAGAACUGUGAAUUUCACGACAAGGAUGCAGAGAUAAAAUCACAGAUAAUUCAGCGAUGCCAACUUAUCAAAGUCAGGAAUAAAGGAUUAAGCGAACCAACGCUAACUCUGAAAGAGUUACUUACUUUUGGCCGAACACUGGAAGCAACAAAUGUGCAAGCCAAAGCAAUGUCUGGAGGUGUGGAAGUUGAGAAACCUAUACAUAGGAUUGAGCAUAAACCCCAGCAAAAAUACCACCAACCACGUAAACCAAAACGUGAAGGAAAGCAAGGUAGCUAUUCAUCAUCAAGCAAAACACAGCAUCAGAGGUUACAAGAUAAUCGCAAGUGCUCUGGCUGUGGAGGUAAUCAUGGUGUAGGGAAACGUGAUAAAUUAUGCCCGGCCUGGGGAAAACAAUGUCACAAGUGUCAGCGCAUGAAUCAUUUUUCAUCUGUAUGCAAGGCUACAACUCCGCAACAAGCAGCUAAAACACAUUUUGUACAAACCAAAUCACCAGCAGAACAUGAACUGACUAUGCCAACAGAUGAGUAUGAAUUGCCUUUAUAUAAAUCAGAUACCAUAGGAAGUCAUGUUAAACCGUAUAUGUGUACGGUCACUCUAAAUGGCAUACCAACAAUGAUGGAAAUUGACACAGGAGCGACGACAAGCUUAAUUAGCGAAGCACAAUUUAAGCAGAUACAAAUAGGGAAAUUGAACCUAUCCCUGAUGACUGAAGGGUUACCGAAGCUGCGAACCUAUUAA
This is a messenger RNA of Anneissia japonica, 951 nucleotides long. RefSeq lists its product as uncharacterized. NCBI's taxonomy places the organism in Eukaryota, Metazoa, Echinodermata, Crinoidea, Comatulida, Comatulidae. The coding region runs from base 1 to 951 and encodes 316 amino acids. The transcript has a single exon. The record is from RefSeq and is a predicted model, not a curated record.